AGUGCUGACUCCGAGGAGCGGCUCAUGAACUGGUUGCUGGGAGAAGAUCGCUACAAUCCCCUCAUCCGGCCGGCCGUCAACAGGACCGAGAGAGUCACGGUGAAGCUCCAAGUAUCUCUGGCACAGCUCAUCAGUGUGAAUGAAAGAGAACAGAUAAUGACCACAAAUGUCUGGCUCACUCAGCACUGGGUGGAUUACAGGUUAUCAUGGGACCCGGCAAAGUACGAAGGUAUCGACAAGCUGCGUAUUCCAUCAAGACACAUCUGGCUCCCGGACAUUGUUCUGUACAACAACGCUGACGGGACCUACGAGGUGACAGUCUUCACCAACGCCAUUGUUGUUUUCAAUGGCAGUAUCAACUGGCUUCCUCCAGCCAUCUACAAAAGUGCAUGUAAGAUCGAGGUCAAGCAUUUUCCCUUUGACCAGCAGAACUGCACCCUCAAGUUCCGCUCGUGGACGUACGACCACACCGAGAUCGACCUGAUCCUGAAGACUGAGGCAGCUAGUAUGGAUGACUUCACUCCCAGUGGGGAGUGGGAUAUCUUGGCACUUCCAGGCAGAAGGACUGUCAGCCCUCUGGAUCCCACCUAUGUGGAUCUCACGUAUGACUUUAUCAUCAAGAGGAAGCCUCUUUUCUACACCAUCAACCUAAUUAUUCCCUGUGUUCUCAUCACCUCGCUGGCUAUCCUGGUCUUCUACUUGCCGUCAGACUGCGGAGAGAAGAUGACCCUCUGCAUCUCCGUCCUCUUGGCGCUCACUGUGUUCCUGCUUCUGAUCUCCAAGAUCGUUCCCCCAACCUCACUGGAUGUGCCUCUGAUUGGCAAGUACCUGAUGUUCACCAUGGUGCUGGUGACCUUCUCCAUCAUCACCAGUGUGUGUGUGCUCAAUGUGCACCACCGCUCCCCCAGCACCCACACCAUGCCUUCCUGGGUCAAGCUGAUCUUUCUCGUCAAGCUGCCUGCCUUACUCUUCAUGAGACGCCCUAACAACAACUCCGCUCGCCAGCGGCUUCGCCAACAGCGGUGCUUGAGGGCGAGGAGAUCCAUUUUGGGUCUGGGUUACCCAGUUGCAUCCAAAACAGGCAUCAACACGUCAUCUUCUGCCCUGCUCUCCUCUGACUCUACCAUCUCCACCCCAGGACACAAAAAUAGAAGCAGCUCCGACUGGGCUGCUGAUGUCCAGGAGGCCGUGAACGGGGUUCGCUUUGUGGCCGAGCACAUGAUGGGAGACGACGAUGAUCAGAGUGUGAUAGAGGACUGGAAGUACGUGGCCAUGGUGGUGGAUCGUAUGUUCCUGUGGAUCUUUGUCAUAGUGUGUGUGGUGGGAACGCUGGGUCUGUUUCUGCAGCCUCUGUUUCAGACUACCAACUUUCCAAACCAGCAGCCCAGCUCCGAGACUCCUCGCAUCUGAGGAACAAACAAGAGAGACUGAGCAACAUUAGGGUCUUUUUUUAAAAAAACUUAGCGUGGUGCUUUAUUGGCAGGGACCAGAGGCACUGACAUCUGUGGCGUCUGUGGAAAUUCCCACCAAUAAGGCACCUUAGAUGGUUGCAGGAGAAUACAAACAAAUAUCUCCUUCCAGUAUAAACCUUGUGGCCUGUAGCCAUAUAGCCCUGC
Hippoglossus stenolepis (Pacific halibut) is the source of this 1616-nucleotide messenger RNA. RefSeq names its product cholinergic receptor, nicotinic, beta 4 (neuronal) (gene chrnb4). Gene Ontology annotation, cellular component: postsynaptic membrane; neuron projection; synapse. Lineage: Eukaryota; Metazoa; Chordata; Actinopteri; Pleuronectiformes; Pleuronectidae. The record is from RefSeq and is a predicted model, not a curated record. Gene Ontology annotation, biological process: monoatomic ion transmembrane transport; nervous system process; chemical synaptic transmission. The coding region runs from base 25 to 1410 and encodes 461 amino acids. Gene Ontology annotation, molecular function: transmembrane signaling receptor activity; acetylcholine-gated monoatomic cation-selective channel activity. The transcript is spliced from 6 exons.